This is a messenger RNA of Xyrauchen texanus (razorback sucker), 3877 nucleotides long. RefSeq names its product RAB, member RAS oncogene family-like 6b (gene rabl6b). The record is from RefSeq and is a predicted model, not a curated record. Gene Ontology annotation, molecular function: GTP binding. Gene Ontology annotation, cellular component: nucleus; cytosol. The transcript is spliced from 16 exons. Bases 421 to 2721 code for a protein of 766 amino acids. Lineage: Eukaryota; Metazoa; Chordata; Actinopteri; Cypriniformes; Catostomidae.
AGUGUUGAAAAAGGUCAUGAUUUCAUGAUUCACAAUCUGAACAGCCGCCGCAAAGGCUUUAGCAUGAACUGACACUGCACAGUGAGGCAGAAAUACUAGAUGUGGAGCGCUGGAUCUAAUCAUUCAGCUGGUCUAGUUUAGGCUCUAAUACCAAUGGUAGUUGAUCAAGCACUAGACUAGAGGAUCUUUGUGAUGCUUGACUGCAAUAAAUGUCAUUCUGUGGCUGGCAAAGGAUCCAAAGAUGAAGAUCUGAAUAAAUCCAUAGCAGGACUCACUCACCAAAAAUGCAGAAAUGAUUAAUCAGCAUAGCAAGAAAACUGUCCACAUUCAGACAGACAAACUGGGUACAUCAUAGAGGCCAGAAGGAGUCAAGAAUAUUUUAUAUUUGUAAUACAUUUCUAGAGACAAAGUUUGGUCAAGAUGUUCUCUGCUCUGAAGAAGCUGGUUGGCUCCGAGCCAACUGCUCAGGUAAAGGACAAGAACAUCCCAGCUGGUCUGCAGUCCAUGAACCAGAGUCUGCAGAGAAGGUUUGCUAAAGGGGUUCAGUACAAUAUGAAGAUAGUCAUUCGGGGAGAUAGAAACACUGGAAAGAGCACUCUGUGGCAUAGGCUUCAGGGUAAGAAGUUCCAGGAAGUGUAUAUUCCCACUCAGGAGAUCCAGGCCACUAGUAUCCACUGGAAUUACAAAACUACUGAUGAUGUGGUGAAGGUGGAGGUAUGGGACGUGGUGGAUAAAGGCAAGGGGAAAAAGAGAAGUGAUACAUUAAAGUUGGAGAAUGAACCUGCAGAGCAGACAGAGGGUGACUUGACUUUGGAUGCUGAGUUUUUGGAUGUGUAUAAGAACUGCAAUGGUGUGAUCAUGAUGUUUGACAUCACCAAGCAGUGGACUUAUAAUUACAUUCUACGUGAGCUGCCUAAGGUACCCACUCAUGUGCCAGUUUGUGUGCUUGGUAAUUAUCGGGACAUGGGGGAGCACAGAGUCAUUUUACCUGAUGACAUCCGUGACUUCAUUGCUGGCCUUAACAGACCUCUUGGCUCCUCUUACAUCCAUUAUGCAGAAUCUUCCAUGAAGAAUGGUUUUGGUUUGAAAUAUUUGCACCGAUUUUUCAACAUUCCAUUCUUGCAACUGCAGAGAGAGACCCUGUUACGGCAGCUAGAAACCAAUCAGUUGGACAUUGAUGCCACACUAGAGGAGCUAACUGUUCAGCAGGAGACAGGGGAUCAGAACUAUGAUAUUUUCCUGGAAAUUAACGACCCUCGUAGUAAAGGCUACAAUUCUCCUGGCCCCGCUAACGGACAGAGUCCGUCAUCUGGUUCGCAAUCUCCCGUAGUCCCUCAGAGUGGAUGCUCCACCAGCAGCUCUAGCCCCUGUAGCCCCCAGCAGCCUCCCAUCCCCUCCCAGAACCUGAAGUCUCCAUCCCCCUCUCCGUCACAUCCUCCUCCCCCUCUCUCCUCAGCUCAAGCGCCUGAUACCUCUCCCUCCCUUUCCCCUGCUCACCCCGGCCCUGCGGUCUCUUCUCUUGCCCAGGCCUCUGCCUCUUCUCCUCAACCCCAGAAACGCAGCUUCAUCUCCAGGCUCUUUGGCUCAGAUCCAGCCCAGGAACCUUCAGCAGUUACGCAGGAGCCAGAGCUGGCAUCUUUACCAACUCCUCCUACAGUUCAGAGUGUGUAUGAUUUUGUGCCAGACGAGGGACUGGACAAAAUCUUCCUGAACGACGGUCUCCCUUCUAACACAAGAUCCACUAUGAAUACCCAGCCCUCUGCUUCAGCCAUUGCAGAUAGUGACAGUGAUGAUGAAGGAAGAGACAGGAACCCCAUGGUCGCUGUGUUCCAGGAUGAUUUGGUCCCAGAUGAUGCAGAACUUGAACCCAGAGCAUCGGUUCCCUGUAAAGACUUGGAUAUCACUCUCUCCAGUGAUGAGGAGGGUCCAAACCUUGCGGUAGCUCAGAAACACCUGGCAACAGUGGAUUCAUUAUCACUGGAAGACAAACCAAAAGCCACAAACACUGAACCCUUGAUCCAGGCCCAAGAAAGUGUCAGCAGUAAAAACUUAGAAACUUCAAUGCUUACCCCCACUCCAGUACAUGCUGCUCAACCAUUGCAACCAGCAUCGCAGUCAGAAGGCCUGGCAGAGCCCAAAGCACAUCUUGGAAAAAAGAAAGGGGGAUCAGCUCAAGCUGAAUCCUCUGACACAGACCCUGACAUCCCUUUGGCCAAACAGAUGCUGUCAUUUGUCAUGGACGACCCUGACUUUGAGAGCGAGGAGGAGGUCAUUAAGAAAGUGCACAAGGACUCUUUUCCUGUCAGAGAUGACCUUCCUGAUCUGUCAGAUGAUGACAUCACCACAGUGAAGAUACCUGAGCCCUUGAAACCUACGGUACUUUCCUUCAAAAGCAAGACUGAUAGUGACCUGUUUGGCCUAGGCAUCGAGGAGAACUCAAUAAAAAGCAAAGACAGCAGCGACGAGCAAGAUGAAAAAGAAAGCAAGCAUUCCAAGGAAAAGAAGAAAAAGAAAAAGAAGACUAAAGAGGAUGAGGAAAAAAGCAGUAAGAAGAAGAAUAAACACAAGAAAAAGGAAAGAGAUGAGGCAGGAGGAACUGGAGAUGACAAGGAGAAAAAAAAGAGAAAAUCACGGAGCAAGAAAACGGAUGAUCUUGAAGCUUUUCUGGCUGGUAAAGAAGGCUCAGUACCAAGAGAGGAGGGCGACUACGAGGAGUUGUAAUGCUCAGUCGUGCACUGUUUGUGCUGCUAAUGUACAUUGCUAUCGCAAGCUUGAAAGAGUUCUUUUCAAAACCAACAAAAAUAUGCUUUCUUAGGCAGCCCAGCAUAUAACUCUUUGAUCUGAUUCUUUUAAUGAUUUCCUGACAGAUUAAGAAAUGCUGCACAGUGGUUUUCUAUUUUCCACUAAUGCACCUACCAUACCGCAGAGGUUGGCUGGGUUGGGGUUGUCUGCACUCCAUGGGCUCAAACUGUAAUAAGUGCAAUAAGCCAUGCAAAACUCCUAAAUCUUGCAUGUUGUACCUUUUUCAUUUUCAGGUGUAAAAGGAACAUUUUUACUUUAUCAUAACCUUUUUUUUUUUUUCAUAAUAUUUACAUGCUCGCCUUUUAUAUGUUUUCUACAUUUCUGUCAUGUUUGGAAAACAUUUCCAAAGUGAACCACUACUACUCCAAGACUAUGUUUUUAAUUAAUUUAAUUGGCUUAUUAGUUGUCUUGUGUAUGUGUAUACAUUGGUAUUUAUGCUCAAUAGAUUUUCUGAGAGCUUGGCUUUGUGUAGUUUUCCUCUGUGUGAAGUGUUUGAAAUAAAUAUGCUGUAUUUUCAUGGUUAUAUGUUUUCCCGAAGAAAAAAAUGUUUUAGGAAUAUAUUGGUUAAAUCUUGCAGAUUUUGUCAAUAAAUGUACAUUAUUAGGCAUUCUUUCAUAAUAGAGGGGACAUUACGGAAACAGGCAUUUCCUUUGUAUGGCUACACCGUCUUUAAAUCAGGAAAUGUCUCAAAGGAGACUAUACUCAAAAUUCAACACUAACAGAGCUCAAGUAGGCCAAAUAUUGAAUGUUUUUGGUUAGAAUAAUAAAAUGUAUCUACAGUACUGUGUAAUUAUACAUUUUAUUUGACUUCUGUCUGUAAUUAUACCAUUUUAAAUUCUGUGUUUGUUUGCCUUAUUUUUUAUGAUGACUGUAAGUGUCAAGAAAGAGCUAUUAUGUCAUAUUUGUCAUCAGACUUUUUUGGCACAAUUAUUUUUCAAUGAAAUUGCAUUGCAGCUAGAAAUCUGAAUUCAAUACAAAAAUAUCACAAUCUUUUUUUGUAAUCCUUUUGCUGUGUCAAUUCUUUUUAGUUUCAUUUUAAAUACAGCAUUAACUGCAUCGCACAUGUAUUCUUACA